GAGCGAUCAAGCGAAUACGGUGGCGUUAUAUCAUCGUUACAAGUCAAUACACAUUUCCUUCAGAUACGAAUUCCAAGCUUCGAGUCCUUAAAUGUACUUACUUCUCUUCUUAACCGCCAGAACUGACAGUGUUGAGGAAGGUGGAUUCAGUACUAACAGUAUAUACAGGAAGCAUCUAGAAGAAAAUAUUUAUUUUCGCGAGUAUACUGCCAAUGCUUGACCGCAGAGAAGUCUUCGAUCUUAUAUCCUAAAAAGUGCCCUAUAUCUUCUUUUAUAUAUAUUAUAUAUAUAUUUAUUUCAUUAUGAGCAGUUUAGUUGCAUUGUCAGAUAUAAGUACGAAAACGUUUUCAGUGACACACAGCAAAGGAGUCGCACUUAUGAUACCCGCAAAUUAUUUCCAUAAUAAUACUAAACAUGACUGGUCUCUCUGGGACCCUUUAUAUCAACGGGAGCAAUGCCAUGAAAUUCACGUAAACGAGGCGUCACGGUAUUCUCAGUUGCAAAGAUGUUUCGACGCCUCUCAAGAAGCCAUUUGGAAGGGCGACGUUUGCAACACCGUCGGAAAACAAAUGACUGUGCGAGAGAUUUCGAUCGGCGACGGAGAGUACCACGGGUAUCAGUUGUAUGACAGCCCGCUGUCGAGUGACGCAGGGAGUUUCAUCGAAAAUUCGGAACUGAAAGUCGAAAGUAACUCGAAAAUAAACGGCAGCAAAACCGAGACGAUUUCAGAAUCAGAGGGACAGACUGUUCGAAAGGAAGCGUCUACGAGCUCAGCCUCUCCAUUUUUGGCAAAAAACAUUCACGACGGCCUCCUGUGCUGCACGAACGGCUUUUUCGCGUUUACGAACGGACUCUUCAGCGAGUUCGAAGGCAACUGUUCCUGUACGACGCGCUCGCUCGUCGAUUGGCAGACCCGAGUUUCGUGGACAAACCCCGUCUUAAGGCACCACGUCAAAGUCAACGAAGCGACUUAUCGAAGUCCUUUCCGAUGUGAAGACACUAAACGAUUAACUCCAUUUAGCAUCUCGCGUCUGUUACCGGUAGAUGGUGUUCAUUACUUGGAUAGGUACAAGCCUCCCAGAUUACUGAGUAAAACCAAUUACAGUGAGAGUCACGUCAAGGAGUCUGCAGUUAAUGAAACCAAUCCCGUUGCGAAAUACUCUGAAGUAAAUGCCUUGCAUGUAUUUUGUUUGCAUACGGGUUGCGGAAGAACGUUUUAUAGAAACGAGGAACUGGCGAGACACACCAGAAUUCAUACCGGACAAAAACCUUUUCUUUGUCAGCUCUGUGGCCGCGGUUUCGUAAGGCGAGACCACUUAGCCAAGCAUCAGAGAACCCACUUACCAGCGCAUGCUAAACGAACUUAUUGUUGUCCUCUACCUGCGUGUGUUCACAGUUACACUCGAUCCGACGCCUUAACACGCCACAUGUGGACAGCACAUCAAAUCAGGGCCCGCCAGCCUUCUCGUCCCCGAACCAGAAGCUUGAUCUCACAGAAACCGAAGAAUUUACUGCCGAAAUCAGAGGCUGCUUUAGGGGUCAAGAUGGACAGCGCUUCAGCCGGACCUGCUCUUGUUUCGUUGCCGCAAAAAACUAGAAGAAGAGGCGAAGAUUACGCUGUCGAUGGGUUAUGUUGUGAGGAGACCGCUACUGAGGCACCUUUGAAUUUAUCCUCUUCCCUGAGGCGACUGACAGAGACCCAUUUGUCUAUAAACUAUGGCCUCAGUGAGACACGGCUACCUGCACCUACUCUUGAGUUGGUCACAAGCAGAAAUACAGCGUUUAGAGUAAUUAAGAAUUCAAGAAGGCGGUUGUGCUAAGCAAACUGACUAGCUGAAUUAACGUUUCUAAAUUUACUGGUGCGAGUAACAUGAAGAUUUAUUUUUUCAUGAGAAGAAAGAGUUCAGGCGUUUUCGUAAAUAAAGAUCUGUGCGUUCAGA
This is a messenger RNA of Macrobrachium nipponense, 1940 nucleotides long. Its product is annotated as zinc finger protein 239-like. Gene Ontology annotation, molecular function: RNA polymerase II cis-regulatory region sequence-specific DNA binding; DNA-binding transcription factor activity, RNA polymerase II-specific. The transcript is spliced from 4 exons. The record is from RefSeq and is a predicted model, not a curated record. Gene Ontology annotation, biological process: regulation of transcription by RNA polymerase II. Bases 303 to 1820 code for a protein of 505 amino acids. Lineage: Eukaryota; Metazoa; Arthropoda; Malacostraca; Decapoda; Palaemonidae.